GAUACAUAGUCUCGGAACUUUUUUAUGUUGCAAACGUUCCCACACGGAAAACUGUAUCUAGUGAACGCACCACGGCACAGCUAACGGAAGAUAAAUAAAAAAACCGAGUGAUAAUAUGGCAGAGACUCAUAGUUUGCAUCCCAUUAGGCAACAGGCUGCAAUUGCUGCCAAAGUCUUCAUACAGAGGGAUUAUACUAAUGGCACUGUGUGCCAAUUUCAAACCAAGUUCCCUUCUGAGCUGGAAACCAGGAUUGACAAACAGCAGUUUGAAGAGACGGUGCGGAUUUUGAAUAACCUCUAUGCUGAGGCAGAGAAACUUGGAAGCCACUCAUAUAUUGAAGGUUGCCUGGCCUGCCUGACAGCUUAUACCGUGUUCUUGUGUAUGGAGACACAUUAUGAGAAGGUUUUAAAAAAGAUCGGCAAGUAUGUCCAGGAGCAGAACGACAAAGUGUACGCACCCAGAGGUCUCUUGCUCACCGAUCCCAUCGAGAGAGGCCUUCGAGUCAUUGAGGUCACUAUCUUUGAAGAGAGAAGCCUGACUAGAUAAAAGUUUUCAAGGAUUUGCCUUCUGGGUGGAGCUUCUGCGUCAGAGCACCAAUGCGACAACUCCCGCAUUCCCCCCAUCCAAAAGGACCUUGCACACCUGUACUCUCCUGCGUCUCAACAAUCGAUUCUAUCAGUCACACGCAGGCCAGUAUUCUCGAUACUUUGCUCUUGUUUAGCAGUAAACGCCACUCAACAGCCUGGCUCAUGAACCUUGUCGUGAAACAGCGUUCCCCAAUUUGCACAAGAUCUCUUCAAUUAGCUUUUGUUUGCUUUUGGCUAGAGUUGUGCAAUUAUGACUCCUAUUUGAAGAAUGAGUCCAAAACCAACAUGCAACGUGACUUUUUUUUUUUUUUGAUGACACUGAAAGUCUGUUCUCCAUUUCGUUUUGCUCCAUGUUUUUAUGGUUACGUUUUGCAAUCUCUCCAAGGGUAACUGACAUGCUGAUUGUUGACUGACUCAGACAUUCCAGUCGCACUGCUAUGUUUUAGAAUCCUAGUAUUUUCUUUUUUUUUGUUUUUAUUGCCUUGAUGAAUAAGUUGUAGCCCUCUGAACACGCAGUGCUUGCGCUCCGUGCAUGAAAUGCUCUAAUUAUUUAUUUGUAUACUGUGCCUUGCAAAGCGCUUGGCGACGGUGUCUAAUAAGAGUCGUUUGCUUAGUGUGAGUUUUUGUCAUCUGAAAUGUCAAAAGUGUGUGAUGACAGUGCCUGUUUUGUUGUUGCUGUUGUUAUUUUUAUUAUCAUUAUUGGGUUAGGUUAGUCCUUAACCAGACCUAAUUAUUAUCGUUAUUAUGUUUCCCCCCUGGCCCAAACUAUCCACCGAUGACUUCAAUCACUGCCUUUUUUUGGGUGUUUUUUAAUUUUAAUUUUUUGUUUUUAUGAUGAUGACAAGCACCAAAAAGCCAAGCAUCGAGUUCCCGCUGAGGUGAAUAUACAUACAGUGCUUGAUAAAUGUAUUAAAUCAGGUUUCUGUCACACCUACCCUAAAUUACCAUAUUGGCCCGAAUAUAAGGUGUUUUUUUGCAUUGAAAUAAGACUGAAAAAGUGUGGGUCAUCUUAUAUUCGGGGUCUAGACAUUAUAUCCAUUCACGACGCCAGAUGCCACCAGAUAUCAUUGAAUGCUGAACUUGACUCUCAAGGCCAAGGUGAACCCCUGUCACGAAGAAUAAAAAUAACGGUAGCACGAAGAAAUUUAAAAUAAAAAAUAGCGGUAAGAAAGAAAAGAGAAGAAAAUAGUCGAAGAGAUAACAGAAAAUGGAGAAAUGUAGCGAUAAUCUGGAGAAAAGUGUGUCGAAGAUUGGCCAGGUUAACCGGCAGCUGAGAAGUUAUGAUGUAAUUUGCAUUUCAAAACCGGAAGCCAUUUAUUUACGAAUGUGACUGCACUUUAGUUUACAUAUUUAAAUCCUCAGAUAUUAAGAUUUGAAUGAGGCCAAAUAACAUGCUUUUUCUCUCAAAUAUAUUGUUAGAAUCAUUUGUUUCAGAUGUACUGUAAUUAUUUUCUGAAUAAAAAUUUGGUAUUCAAAAAGUAUUUUUUCAAACUUGAGUUUUGAAAAAGAGGGGAUCGUCUUAUAAUCAGUGCCGUCUUAUAUUCGGGCCAAUACGGUUAGAUUAAGAUUCCCAAAAAUCAUUUUCCCAUUUUAAUAAUUUAAUAAUAACAAUAAUAAUAAUAAUUUAAUAAUGGUUCAUUUAUUAUAGAUGUUCUAUUAUUAUUAUUACUGUAUGUGAAAUGAUUGUUUAACCAAAGUGGUAUUUUCAGUGCUAAAAAACGACAUGUAAUAUAUUAUUUUGCAUUAAAAAAAUUGUGAAAAAAAUCAAAAAGUUCAUUUUUAUGUAUUGCUGAAGAUUACAGUUAUUGAUUUGCAUUUCGGAACAGAAAAACAUCUUUGAAGGGUCGAACGUCAUGCUUGAUUGAUUUCUGAUUUCUCGGAAAAGCUGAGUGAGCUGGCACAAAUAUUGGUUGAAAAAAAGGUGCAUCCAGUCUGAAAUUCCUCAUUUGUCUCGAAAUUAGUGAAAUGCCAAGUGCCCAGCUGGAAUUGAUUUAUCGAACAAAUAGUCAGAAUAUUUCACUUCAUUCAUAUUUGAUAUUUUCCUGUGAUGUAAAAUGAAAAUGAGGCUAUUCUAAGUGUUGUACCUGAUUUAGCCCAGUUUUAGUGAGGAACGAACCUGUUUGUUUUUUUCUUAUUUGGGAAGUCCGGAACUUCCCCGCACUAAAGAGCAGGGGUGGGCAAACUACGGCCCGCGAGCCGGAUCCGGCCCGUUGGUCUUUUUAAUCUGGCCCGCCGAAGAUUGGUGCACAAUUAAGGUUUGAUUGCAUUCAUUUCGUUUGGACUUGUAUUGACAGGUAUUUCAAAACCAGGUGGCGCAGUUACUUCAAGUUGCAGAGCACAGGGAGGAAGGGGAAGACGAAGAAAGAGGGAGAGAGUAAUGACCAUGGAAGGGAAAGUGAUAUGUACUGUAUCUGAUUAAACGAAGCGGGUAAGAAAGUACGAAACAUUCAGGAGACACCUGGAGGUCGGAAAGACUCCAAUCUACGAGACUUUGAAAAACAAAGAGGCGAUUCUUACUCAGUCCGAUUCUGGCAAUUUCCAUGCUCAGAGUGAAUUGCUUGUGGCUCGAGUAAAUGAACAUUUUCUAGAAUGGUUUGAUUGUUAUCACGUUAAAAACUUUCCGCAAACUGGACCGCUAAUAAGAGUCGGAGAGCAGUCAAAUGUGUAGAGCGUGAACAACAGGGGGCUCAGUACACAUCCUUGAGGAGAACCGAUGCUGAGUGUGAUGGUGGAGGAGAACGUUACAUUAUGACUGGCAUACAAAGACAUUGUGCUAUCUUCUUUAUUUUCUAUUUCUAUUUCUAACUUUAGUCCGGCCCUCCACAAUAUUUUCUGCUUCCCAUUUAGCCCCCCUGGGAAAAUAAUUGCCCACCCCUGCAAUAGAGGCUGUAUUGUCACGGAUAAAACGUGCACUGUUUCUGAUCCUUGCCUUGUAUUUCUGUUGAUGGAAUAUGUCUCGCAUAACUGUGAGAGAUGUGACAAGACUCAAAAGCUUCUGGUGCUUUUGGAGGAUUGACCGGUUUAAAGUGACACCUUUCUAUGGUUUAUUCAAGACGCUCUAUCCCAAAAAUAAGCACACACGACUGGAUGUUUCUUCAUUCAUUCAGAACGGGAUGGUUCAGAUUAUGAGUCAUUUUUUAGGUUAUUUUCUCCUAUGAACUGCAGAGGAACAUCCAAAGCUGUUUGAACCUCAAACAUUCUGCGUCACUGUCCGACUUGUGACUUUUGAAUCUUGAUGUCCUGAGAUUGACUUCAAUGAUGUGCACUGAUGAAAACGCUUCAAUGUCAUAACAUAAGCACACGCGCGUAAACGGGAUAUCCCUCUAAAGAAUGCCGCUUUAUUAUACAGUAUUCAAUUUGCCUUACACAAGACGUCCGGACGCCGAUUGCAUGGCAGGUCAUUUUCUCAUGCAUGUCUUGUUGAUGCAAAAUUAAUGUGAUGUUAAAUUGUUAAUUGUGACAAUUGAUUUGGAUAACGGUGAUGGUUGCACUUUCCCUUUUUUUGUUUUUGUCACUUGCCUUCUCAAACCUGACUCGUUCAUAGUACUCGCAGAGUCACGACAAAGCCCCAACUGCUGUAGUCUUGAGACCUCAUCUGUUCAAAUUUAUGUCACCUUGCUAAGUGUUGUGGGUUUCCAAAUUUUUGCUGUGAUUAAGUGCUGUGUUUAUAUGUUGUUAUUAUUUGUGCAGGUUAUUUAAAGUCAUUGCUGUGACCUUUCCUAUGCAUUGCUAUUUCAGUACUUGUUUCCGAAACUUUGUGGUUAAUGUGGUUGUAAGGUUUGGAAAAAAUAUUUUUUUUCCCUCCUUUUUUUAAAAUGAUUAAAUAAAUGUAAUAAAAA
Molecule: messenger RNA, 4427 nt
Organism: Hippocampus zosterae (dwarf seahorse)
Lineage: Eukaryota; Metazoa; Chordata; Actinopteri; Syngnathiformes; Syngnathidae
Product: golgin subfamily A member 7-like
Exons: 6
Coding region: 116-547 (143 amino acids)
Biological process (GO): protein targeting to membrane; Golgi to plasma membrane protein transport; peptidyl-L-cysteine S-palmitoylation
Cellular component (GO): palmitoyltransferase complex; Golgi stack
Source: RefSeq, a predicted model, not a curated record